AUGAUCUUACAACCUAUCUCGAUAGAGAUACCUGCCUUGGGGCCAUGGUUGGAGCAAUGUUUCGAGAGGAAUAUUACUGCACGGCAGCUUGAAGCCAUGGCAUGGUUGUUAGGCUUCUGGAUUGGUGACGGCCACAGAAAAGGAGCAAAAAUCGCUUUGAACUCUGAAGACCAUGAUGUCAACGCCAGACUUCGCGAGAAUGCAAAAGUUUGGGGUAUGACUCUCAGAGCCGAGCGUGGGAACGGCCUUGGAGCACAAGGAUACCUUCACACCUAUAAUGGCGCGGUACGUAAUUUGAACAAAAACAACCCGCUAGUUAAGGUGCUGGAAGGAUUGAGAUUCUGGGAAAAUGGAGAAAAAAACGGCCUGAAGAGCGUUCCUCUAUUCAUGCGAACAGAGCAAAUAGUGGUGCGCGAAGCUUUUCUCGCAGGGUUGAUAGAUUCUGAUAGCUCAUGCAAUAUCCAAGGCGGGUCUAUUCGUGCGGAAAUUGCGACUGUCUACCCGCCUAUUGGAGACGGUGUAAACUUCAUAGGUCGUUCUCUUGGUUUGACUGUCUCCGUCCAUUUCCGUGGCGCUAACUUUAGUGAGCGUCAUGGAUUAAAAGAGAGUGAUUUAUGGACUUUCCACUAUAUGGUGGGACAAAUCAUGAAACACUCAGGUCGAUACUGA
Torulaspora globosa is the source of this 669-nucleotide messenger RNA. RefSeq lists its product as uncharacterized. Gene Ontology annotation, molecular function: DNA binding; endonuclease activity. The transcript has a single exon. The record is from RefSeq and is a predicted model, not a curated record. The coding region runs from base 1 to 669 and encodes 222 amino acids. Gene Ontology annotation, biological process: intein-mediated protein splicing. Lineage: Eukaryota; Fungi; Ascomycota; Saccharomycetes; Saccharomycetales; Saccharomycetaceae.